AUGCCCAAGCACCUACUGGUCAAAGGCGCAGUGUACCUAGCGGCACUGGCCUGGAUGAGCAGCGCAGGUAUACCGGGACUUCACAAAUGGGUGAUCCAAAACUUCCCCAGUUGCGUGAAGAUAGUGGAGAAGAACAGCCUUCUGGACGUGACUCACUUGAGGAGGAACUUCACACAUAGAAGGGAACAUAAAAAAGGAGGCAAUGAUUGGAAGAAGAAACCAACGAAGAUCGGUCACGUGGAUAACCUCCUAUUUGAUAUGAACCAACUGCUACACAAAGCCAACGUCCAAUUUGUUAACGACGAUCAGUAUUUUUGCAAGCUCUCCUAUUUAAUAAGAAACGUAUUGAAAAAAUUCCCCCCGCAGAAAAAUAUAGUGUUCGCAAUAGAUGGCAUUUGUCCUUUUUCGAAACUGAAGCUGCAAAUUAAAAGACGAGCGAAAGGAAAGAAGGUGCAUGAUGGAGACAACUCAAACGAUAUAACAUGUGGCAGUCCCUUUAUUCAAAAGGUAUCAACAUUUCUCCGAAAUUUUGUGACGUUUUUAGUAUCGCUUCCAAAGUAUGAGCAUAUAAAAGUGUUCAUAUCCACUGAUAAGGAGGUGGGGGAGGGAGAACUGAAAUUGAUGAAUUGGAUUCAGAACUACGUAGGGGGGAACCGUUCGCGACAUGAGGGGGGUAGGAGUUGUGUGGGUGGUCGAAGCGCGGCGGACGAAUCGUUCGUCAUCGUGGGGGCAGAUGCGGAUCUUCUCCUUCAGUGCUUAGCUUUGAAGGACGUGCGGAAUGUGUGCGUGUACACGUAUCAGACGUUCCUCGUAGAUGUGGGGGCGUGGGAAAGGAAGAAGAAGGAGGACCACCUCGCGGGGUUGGGCCUCCCAAAUGGGGAAGUCCACCCAAAUGGGGAAGCCCACCAUACUGGGGAAGCCCACCACACUGGGACCUCCUCUCCAAAGUGGAAGAAGAAAAAAAUAAAAGUCCUGUACAACCUGAACACAUUUACGAACCUCUUUUGGAUGAAGUACCCGAGGGCCAUCGACCAAAUCAGACGAGACAUGCUCAUCCUGUUUAUCCUAAAAGGGAACGACUAUUUGCCGAAAAUCAGGGAAGGAAAUUUCUCCACCUUUUUUGAGGCCUAUUUUAACAUGCUAGACACCGAAAUGAAGUUAGAAGAAACUGAGGGGAGUCCCUACGGAGGACUUCUAACAGAGGAGUAUACUAUGAAUGGGCCCCAAUUUGUACGAUAUUUAAACCACGUGCAUAAGCUGGUGAGCCUGCCAAGGUACUAUCUGCAGAGAUUCAAAGAUCGUGCAAAUGAGGAUGAUAAAAUUGGGGGAACAGAAACAGAUGAAGAAGGAAGGGGUGUAUUCAAAGAGCACAUGUCGUACCUCCCACUCUCUCUUCUAAACGAACUGAUCAGCAAAAGGAAAAUAAAUAAAAAAGAUUUGCACAUUGAUGUGCAGAAGGAGGAGGGCUCCGAUUUGUUCAGAUGUACCAUGACACAGUGCUACAUGGACGGAAGGACUUCCACGUAUUUUGGUUCCUCCAGGAGGAAGAAGAUUGCCAUGCACCUCGCCUCGCAUGAUUAUUUGGAAAGCGAAUUCCCCGCAUGCAUGCGCUUUGUUGAUUCAGGGCUGCUCAGGAAGAUCGUCCAAGGGGGGGAGCAAAGAAGCGGCACCCCGGAUGGCAAUUUGAAAGAAGAAAGAGAGUCACCACCUGAAAGGAAAAAUGGAGCAAUACGUAAGGAAGACCAACGUGGGGAUGAGGCGUUUGGAAAAGAACAGUUGGUGAACCCCCCCGUGGAGGAAGAACAUCGCAAAACGGAACUCCGGUUGAAAACCUUUUACGAGCAAAAUUGUGGAGGGGAAAAAAAUUACCAGGAGGAAAUGAACAGCUGCGAGAACUACCUCCAGGGGGUCCACUGGCUAGUCCAAAUGUACACACAAACGUGUUGCCUCAAUUUUAACUUUUUCUACAAGUACGCAGCGAGUCCCUCUCUGCUCAGCUUGUACUACUUCCUAUCCGGGGCGGGCACCCAGGUUGAGAAGCGGACCCAGGUUGAGAAGCAGACCGAGGGUGAGAAGCGGGCCGAGGGUGAGAAGCGGACCGAGGGUGAGAGGCGGACCAAGGCGGAGAAGCUGACCAAGGCGGAGAAGCUGACCGAGGGUGAGAACCUCCCCGACAUGGAACAAACGGCCAAUCGCGAGAACGGAGAGACGAACAUCCUGCAAAACAUUAACCUGAACGUGUUCAGAAAUAACCAGGAGUAUCACAGCUUCAUAAAUUUCUGCGUGGGGAGGUACGGGCGAGGGGUUGCGAAGGAGGAAGAACGAGAAAAAGAAGAACCCCCCCGUCAAGCUCCACAAAAAUAUUACUUUGAAAAUAUAUACGACAUUCUUUUCUGCAAAAAUGCAAAUAUAGUGAUGAGUCGGAUCCAAAAAUUGAACCAACAGUUAAAGGGAAAUCUACACAGACAGAAACAAAUUGUGAAGUAUUACUGGGAUGUGUAUGCAAGUAGGAUGAAAAAAUGCUGUAAAGUGAUUUUCUACAAAGGGAAGAAAAUAUAUGUUGGUAAGUUUGCUCUCUUCCGGAUUUCGUUCCAGAAUGAGGACUCUCGCAAUGGGGCAAGUGCAGAUGGGGGAGAAACACUUUCUCGUGGGUUCAACAUUUCCAGUCGUAUGGGGUUGGCUCCCAAACAGAUGUUUUUAAAAAUUGCAUAA
Messenger RNA from Plasmodium cynomolgi strain B, 2712 nucleotides. RefSeq names its product 5'-3' exoribonuclease. Gene Ontology annotation, molecular function: 5'-3' RNA exonuclease activity; RNA binding. Gene Ontology annotation, cellular component: nucleus. Gene Ontology annotation, biological process: nuclear-transcribed mRNA catabolic process. The transcript is spliced from 2 exons. The coding region runs from base 1 to 2712 and encodes 903 amino acids. NCBI's taxonomy places the organism in Eukaryota, Apicomplexa, Aconoidasida, Haemosporida, Plasmodiidae. The record is from RefSeq and is a predicted model, not a curated record.